Dendronephthya gigantea is the source of this 1326-nucleotide messenger RNA. RefSeq lists its product as uncharacterized. Gene Ontology annotation, molecular function: zinc ion binding; nucleic acid binding. Bases 1 to 1326 code for a protein of 441 amino acids. The record is from RefSeq and is a predicted model, not a curated record. The transcript is spliced from 2 exons. NCBI's taxonomy places the organism in Eukaryota, Metazoa, Cnidaria, Anthozoa, Malacalcyonacea, Nephtheidae.
AUGUCUGAUCAACUAAAAAAGCAAAAGAAGGUGAGGAGCGGCCACAGAGGAUUCGUGGCAACGAUCUUGCCCGAGGCGAAGGCAAUCGCGAGCGACUAUAACAUCGAACAGCAGACCAAAGCGACCCAACUGAAGACGGCGCUAACAGAACAAGUCGCGUUGUUAGAAGCCUUGGACAAGGAGAUUUUGAAAAUCCUGGGAGAAGAUGACGAAGUGGACGAAGCGGCAAUGCAGGCCGAAAUCGAGAAAUGUUACAUGCUCCGGAGUGGCAUCAAAGCGACAGCGACGCUUCUUGAGAAAGCGAUGAGCAAACCCGCGGUGGCAAGUACGAGUGGGGCGGUGGCGAGCACCAGCGAAGCCACGGUCGAGAGUUUAGAGACGUCGGAGCAUGUUGGUACGUCGCCUGAGCAAGCAACACCAGAAAGUUCAACAGUUCGAGCGAGACUGCCGAAGCUCGAAGCGAAGCGGUUCGGCGGAAAAAUCGAAGAGUGGCAGGAGUUCUGGGACGGGUUUGAAAGUGCAAUCCACAAGAACACGGGAUUGUCAAACGUGGACAAGUUCAACUAUUUACGAAGCUUGCUAAUGGGGCAAGCAAAGGCUGCGAUAGCCGGGGUUUCCUUGACGACCGCGAAUUACGAAGCCGCAGUACAACUCCUGAAGAAACGCACAAGGGACAGCGGACGAUUGAGACAUUUGAUCGACAAAAUCGAGACACAUUAUCGAGGAUUGGAAGCCCUUGGGGUGGACGAGGCCUCAUACUCGGAUAUCGUGGUGCCAGCGAUACUAGAAAAGAUCCCAGAAGUUGUGCGAUUGACAAUCACAAGAGACAAACCCCAUAGUGAAUGGAGUAUGAACGAUGUGUUGGGCGCGCUGGAAGGGGAAGUGGAGUUGCGCGAAGAAUAUAGUCGACCAGAAGAAGAGCCAAGAAAGAGGUUCAACGGCAAAAACAGCGGCCUUGGUUCGGGAAAUGCCCUACACGUGAAGAGAAAUGAUGACAGCUGCGCCUUCUGUCUGGGGAACCACAAACACCAGGACUGCAAAAAAGUGGAACUUAAGGGACGUAAGCAAAUUUUGAUUAAAUAUUCUAGAUGCUUUAACUGCAUGAGAAAGGGUCACAGGGCCCGUGAUUGUAGACAGGAGCUUGUUUGUGAAAAAUGUAAAGGUAAACACCACACAGCUUUGUGUGAGGAGAGUGAGGGAAACGAAGGAGAAGUCCCUGCUGACCAAAGGGUUCCUGGGGCCGAAAUUGGGAAUUUACAUGUGAGCUCUAGCAGCCGUGUAGCUUUUAUUCGAUUCGCCAAGCCAAAAAACGUUCGUAACAAGUAA